Molecule: messenger RNA, 1486 nt
Organism: Condylura cristata (star-nosed mole)
Lineage: Eukaryota; Metazoa; Chordata; Mammalia; Eulipotyphla; Talpidae
Gene: TRMT11
Product: tRNA methyltransferase 11 homolog (S. cerevisiae)
Exons: 13
Coding region: 11-1399 (462 amino acids)
Biological process (GO): methylation
Cellular component (GO): cytoplasm
Molecular function (GO): nucleic acid binding
Source: RefSeq, a predicted model, not a curated record
GGCAGCUACCAUGGCGCUGCCUUCCCCACUGAACAGGUAUCUGCUGCUCAUGGCGCAGGAGCACCUGGAGUUCCGCCUGCCGGAAAUAAAGUCUCUGCUUUCACUUUUUGGAGGGCAGUUCACAAAUAGUCAGGAAACGUAUGGAAAGUCUCCUUUUUGGAUUCUUAACAUUCCCUCUGAAGACAUUGCCAGAAACUUAAUGAAACGGACAGUGUGUGCCAAGUCUAUAUUUGAACUUUGGGGUCAUGGAAAAUCUCCAGAGGAGCUGUACAAUUCUCUUAAAAACUAUCCUGUGGAGAAGAUGGUUCCGUUUUUACAUUCAGAUUCUACAUAUAAAAUAAAGAUUCACACAUUUAAUAAAACAUUGACACAAGAAGAAAAAGUCAAACGAAUAGAUGCACUUGAGUUUCUGCCAUUUGAAGGAAAAGUUAAUUUAAAGAAGCCACAGCAUAUAUUCUCUGUUUUGGAGGAUUAUGGUUUAAAUCCAAACUGCAUCCCUGAGAAUCCACAUAAUAUUUAUUUUGGUAGAUGGAUUGCUGAUGGACAGAGAGAACUUAUUGAGUCAUACAGUGUCAAAAAGAGGCACUUUAUUGGCAAUACCAGCAUGGAUGCCGGUUUAUCAUUCAUCAUGGCCAAUCAUGGAAAAGUGAAAGAAAAUGAUAUUGUUUUUGAUCCAUUUGUUGGAACAGGUGGCCUUCUGAUAGCAUCUGCUCAUUUUGGUGCAUAUGUAUGUGGGACAGACAUAGACUACAACACAGUUCACGGUUUGGGAAAGGCUAGUAGGAAAAAUCAGAAAUGGAGAGGACCAGACGAAAACAUAAGGGCAAAUCUUCGUCAGUAUGGUUUAGAGAAAUAUUACCUUGAUGUCCUGGUUUCAGAUGCAUCUAAACCUUCUUGGAGGAAGGGCACAUAUUUUGAUGUAAUCAUCACUGAUCCUCCAUAUGGCAUCAGAGAAUCUACAAGAAGAACAGGUUCAGAGAGGGAAGUGCCGAAGGGGAUGGAAAAGUGUCCAGAAAGUCACGUUCCUGUUUCCUUGAGUUAUCAUCUGAGUGAUAUGUUUUUUGACCUGUUAAACUUUGCAGCUGAGACCCUCGUCUUAGGUGGAAGACUGGUCUAUUGGUUACCGGUGUACACGCCAGAAUACACCGAAGAGAUGGUGCCCUGCCACCCUUGCCUGAAACUCAUUAGCAACUGUGAGCAAAAGCUUUCCAGUCACACAUCAAGGCGCUUGAUAACAAUGGAAAAGGUGAAGAAAUUUGAGAACCGGGACCAGUAUUCACACCUGAUAAGUGAUCACUUGUUGCCAUACCAAGGUCAUAAUUCCUUCCGCGAGAAGUAUUUCAGUGGGGUAACAAAAAGAAUUGCCAAAGAAGAAAAAUCCACCCAUGAGUCAAAGUGAAGAUUCUGAUAAUGAAGAAAGAAUAAGUGUUUGGUGGAAAAGACAUUUGGAUACGAACUUCCAUGUGUGAUGAGAAAACAUGCACAG